UAUAAUCUAUGCUCUAGCAUCAUCAAUGAUCAAACUUACCGCUUGGUGAUUUUAAUUUCACUUUACAGUAUUGUUAGUUUAAGAUUUUAAACUAAACGUUUGCGCUAUAUGAUUAAAGUCAGCAAGAUAAAUCUUGCUACGGAGUAUUAUUCAUUACUUUCAAUAAAUAUUUACAAACUUUUGUGUGAUUGUACGUGAGCAUAACAAACACCGCCUAAAAUGACGAUGGACAUUCGACCAAAUCACACAAUCUACAUAAACAAUUUAAAUGAAAAAAUUAAAAAAGAAGAAUUGAAGAAGUCACUAUAUGCCAUAUUUUCACAGUUUGGGCAAAUUUUAGAUAUAGUUGCAUUAAAAACUUUGAAAAUGAGAGGGCAAGCGUUUGUAAUUUUUAAAGAAAUUUCUAGUGCUACUGUAGCAUUAAGAAGUAUGCAAGGAUUCCCAUUUUAUGAUAAACCAAUGAGAAUACAAUACUGUAAGACAGACAGCGACGUCAUUGCCAAAAUUAAGGGUACAUUCCAAGAAAGGCCGAAACGUCCCAAAGUGCCCAAAGGCGUGGAUGAUGGCAAGAAGAAGAAGAAGGAUGCAAACAGAAAUGCUGUGCCCGGCUUUGGACAACCUGGCUUACUCAAUAAUGUUAAUGUUGAACAGCCACCUAACCAGAUUCUCUUCCUUACAAACUUACCAGAUGAAACAUCGGAGAUGAUGUUGUCUAUGUUGUUUAACCAAUUCCCUGGUUUUAAGGAAGUCCGUCUUGUACCCAACAGACAUGACAUUGCAUUUGUUGAGUUUGCAAAUGAAAUGCAGUCUGCAGCAGCUAAGGAGGCCUUACAAGGAUUCAAGAUUACACCCACACAUGCAAUGAAGAUUACAUUUGCUAAAAAAUAGUGUAUUUUAUAUUUUGUUAUUUAAUAAAGAAUAAUUAUAAGU
This is a messenger RNA of Zerene cesonia (dogface butterfly), 930 nucleotides long. RefSeq names its product U1 small nuclear ribonucleoprotein A (gene snf). Gene Ontology annotation, molecular function: U1 snRNA binding. Gene Ontology annotation, biological process: mRNA splicing, via spliceosome. The record is from RefSeq and is a predicted model, not a curated record. Lineage: Eukaryota; Metazoa; Arthropoda; Insecta; Lepidoptera; Pieridae. Bases 220 to 888 code for a protein of 222 amino acids. Gene Ontology annotation, cellular component: U1 snRNP. The transcript is spliced from 4 exons.